UCCAGACUCUCUUCCACCCUCUCUCUCUCCAAAAUGGCAUCUCCUGAAACCCCCAUAGAAAACCUUCUCCUAAUCUUUCUAUCGUUACUCUCCCUCACUCUCUUCUUCUCAACAACCACAUCCCAAGACAAUCCAACGCUUAGCACAGACCCUUUCUACUACUACAACCUAUGCGCACCGUCCAAGUGUAACGGCCUCAACCUCAGCUACCCUUUCUCCUUCCAUCGUUUCUGCCAACCGCCUAUCCUCCAAUCCUCAUGCCCCAACAACCAAUACCUCGUCCUCUCCAACCCACAUGCCCCGGAACGCAAAUUCCGAGUCGUCCGAAACUUCACCUCCGACUCCAAGAGCGCGUCUUUCACCGUUGCUAGCCAGACGCUCUUUAGCUGCGGCAAGGUAUCCUUUCCAUCCUACACCGACCGCGUUAGCAUCUUCUCCCUCGCUUUCGGUUUCACCUGGGCGACGCACUUCAACUGCACCAGUCGCGCCGAAUCGGGCUCGGGCCUCCUGCCCGCCUCCUGUCUCGGGUGUCCGGGCCAGGAUAAGUCCAGCUUCUGCUACUAUGAGCCGGGGUUCGUGACGCGCCCCGGGUGCGAGGAGUUCUUACUGAUAACGCCGUUGGGGUUCAACGUGAGUGCGGAGAGGGACCUGAGGGCUUUUCUGCAGAAGGGGUACAGGUUGCGGUAUGCUAAGCCGUUGGAUUGCCAGGGCUGCGAGGCCUCCGGGGGCCGUUGUGGGUCCCACCCGCUAUCUACGGCGUUCGUGUGCUAUUGCCCAUCCAGCGUCGAUCCCUUUAACUGCUCUGACGGAACGACUGAGGACCUUCAAACAUGGGUCACUGGCGGAGGAUCUGGACCAUCCAAAGUACUCAUUGCAGCUGUAUCCGCUUCGUCUGCCAUAUUCAUACUUGUUCUUGCACUGCUAGCGACUCUCUUAGUCAUCCGAAGAAGAAAGAUGAAGCAGGAAUCCAAAGAUGAAACUGGCAUAAGCUCCGAAGCUGUCGCUGGAAUAUCCCCAACCAGGUAUUCCUAUUCCCAACUCAAGAAGUUCACCAAAAACUUCUCAACGAAGCUUGGGGAAGGAGCGUUUGGAAGUGUCUACAAAGGGACCAUUGAUCAUGGGCCCGGUGGUGUUGAUGUAGCAAUCAAGCUCUUGAAGGUGUCGAAACAAAGUGAAAAACAGUUCAUGACCGAAGUCGCAACAGUCGGGAGGGUCCACCACAACAACCUGGUCCGGAUGCUCGGUUACUGCGUUGACAGAACGAGACGAGCAUUGGUUUAUGAGUACAUGGAAAUGGGAUCGCUUGAUAAAUACAUUCGCCGCACCAACAACGAUGAAGAAUGCACCAACAAUGAAGAAGAACACAGCGAUUUCAAACAGCUAAGUACUAAGCAGAUGUACAACAUCACCUUGGAAACCGCUAGAGGAAUAUGGUAUUUGCACCAAGGUUGUAGGAGUAGGAUUCUGCAUUGUGAUAUCAAGCCCCACAACAUUCUUCUAGACUCAAAUUUCUCGGCGAAAGUGGCGGAUUUUGGGCUUGCAAAGAUGAUCGACAAGGACCACAGCCAUGUUUCACUGACAGGAGGUCAGGGAACACCGGGGUAUGCAGCUCCAGAGAUGUGGUCGCAACUCUAUGGGCCAGUAACGGAGAAGUCAGAUGUUUACAGCUAUGGGAUGCUUGUUUUGGAGAUGGUGGGUGGGCGGAGGAACUAUGAUCAAGCAGCGAGUGCAUCCAGCCGGGAGUAUUUCCCCGAGUGGGCGUUUAACAGAAUCGAAAGAGGGGAAGUUCCUUUACUGAGGGAAGUGAGAAAAAAGGUAGGAGACGAUAAGGAGGACAUGCAAGUGGUAGAGAAGUUAUGUAAGGUGGGGCUGUGGUGCAUCCAGCAUGUCCAUUCGAAUAGGCCCACUAUGGGAAGAGUGAUCCAAAUGCUAGAAGGAGACGUUGAUGGCAUCGAGAUGCCUCCUCAUCCAUUUCCACGGAAUGAUGCUGAGGGCCUAUUUGGAUUGGUAGAAUCUCAAGAAAUGUAAUUGAAAAUCGCAAUGAUUGCAAAUCCUUAUAUAUAUAUAUAUAUAUAUAUAUAUAGAGAGAGAGAGAGAGAGAGAGAGAGAGAGAGAGAGAGAGAGAGAGAGAGAGAGAGAGAGAGACUACUUACAUGAGAUGUAGGUAAUUGAGAUAUUCAGAAUUAGGGUAUUUCCCAAAUAACAAUAAAGUUACUAUACAUUACAUGUAGAGAAAUGGUAUGCAUGAUCUGGAUGUAUAUGCUGUAGUAAUACGAAGAUGUAGCAUAGAAUGUAUUGCAAAGUGGGAAAAUCUCUUCGCGAGUAAAUUUUUCUUGGGAAGAAGUAGCAUGCAG
This is a messenger RNA of Magnolia sinica, 2354 nucleotides long. RefSeq names its product rust resistance kinase Lr10-like. Gene Ontology annotation, biological process: protein phosphorylation. Gene Ontology annotation, molecular function: ATP binding; protein kinase activity. Lineage: Eukaryota; Viridiplantae; Streptophyta; Magnoliopsida; Magnoliales; Magnoliaceae. The coding region runs from base 34 to 2028 and encodes 664 amino acids. The transcript has 3 exons. The record is from RefSeq and is a predicted model, not a curated record.